AGCUGGUGCGAAUGUCCGCCUGAAGAAUGUAAACGGCUGGACAGCUCUUAUGUUUGCGGCUGUAGCUGGGAAUGUUAACAAUGUCAACGCCAUUUUAGAAGCCGGAGCGGACGUUAAUCACGCUACUGUUUAUGGUGUAAAUUCGUUAAUGAUUUCAGCGGAGUGCGGACAUUCAGAAUUGUUACGUUUCUUGGUUAGCCGAGGCGCUCAAGUUGACUUCAUCAAACUUGAUGGAUGGACUGUGCUAAUGGGGGCAGCAAAGUCAGGUAAAUCUAAUGACGUGAGGUUUUUGAUUAACAAAGGUGCCGACACCAAUGAAACAACUACAGAUGGUGUUACGGCUCUGAUGGUGUCCUCAGUUUUAGGACACCUCAACACCAUGUAUGUGUUAAUCAAGGCAGGGGCUAACGUCAAUAUACAAAACUACGACAACUGGACCGCUUUACAUUAUGCUUGCUACUAUGGCAGAAAGGAAGCGGUAGAACUUCUUGUAGAACAUGGAGCUGAUAUCAACUUAGAAACAAUAUCAGGCCGAACUGCUCUUAUGUUAUCUAUUUCAAAAGGCCAUUCGGAAAUUUCUUACAUGUUACUAACGGAAGGCGUAAAAAUCAACGUUAAAAACAAAUCAGGAUUCACGCCGUUAAUGAUAGCAACAGAGAUGAACAUGUAUGAUACGGUAGUGACGCUUCUGGAGAAAGGCGCUGAAGUAGAUACACAAUCCAAUGACGGAAGGACGGCUUUAAUGAUAGCAUCGGGAAAAGGGUACACCCAUCUGGUUGCGCUAUUUUUAAACCGCUGUGCUAAAGUCGAUCUAGUCAAUUCAUCAAACCACUCAGCCGUAAUCCUAGCGACGUCAGUAAACAGAACUGAUAUUGUCUGUCUGUUACUGACCCGCGGCGCGGAUGUAAACAUACGAGACAGUGAUGGAAUAACCCCACUCAUGUGCGCAGUGUCGAAACAAAACGGCGCACUCGUACGCUUGCUGCUGGUAAAUGGUGCUGACGCAAACGCCAAGAACAACAACGGAGUUUCCGUUUUACUCAUGGCGGCGUUUACACAGAACACCAUCAUUGUGAAUCUUCUAUUGGAGCACCGAGCUAACGCGGAAAAUUUCCAAUCGGAACUUGAAAACUUUCGGAAUCUGUUAAUUCAGGCCCAAAAUGUAGUGUCUCCAGGCAGCUUUACGGCACCUCGAAAUGCAAUUAUGCAAUUUUAG
This is a messenger RNA of Physella acuta, 1216 nucleotides long. Its product is annotated as ankyrin repeat domain-containing protein 50-like. The record is from RefSeq and is a predicted model, not a curated record. Lineage: Eukaryota; Metazoa; Mollusca; Gastropoda; Physidae. Gene Ontology annotation, molecular function: protein binding.